AAUAUCAGUACUUGAAAUGGCUUUGAUGAAAACUAAGGUUGGGCUGCCUGUGGCGGAAGUGAACUAUAAUAUUGUCGAACAACAAGAUGGCAUCUGUGUUAAAGAGAAAGAGGAGUGAUCUUGAAGAUCACUUGAUAAAUGAGGUUAAAUAUCCUGAUAUACGGAUCUAUAUCCUGCCACAAAGAAUACAGAAAACAAGAAUGGAUAUUUUGAAAAAGGCUGCUUGUAAGAAAGGAUUUGUUGUCGAGGAGAGCUUCAGUGGAAGUGUCACCCAUGUUGUCAGUCAGUAUGACAGUGCCGAAAAGAUCUUAGAAGCACUCAAAAG
Molecule: messenger RNA, 325 nt
Organism: Actinia tenebrosa (Australian red waratah sea anemone)
Lineage: Eukaryota; Metazoa; Cnidaria; Anthozoa; Actiniaria; Actiniidae
Product: DNA-directed DNA/RNA polymerase mu
Biological process (GO): double-strand break repair via nonhomologous end joining
Cellular component (GO): nucleus
Molecular function (GO): DNA-directed DNA polymerase activity; DNA binding
Source: RefSeq, a predicted model, not a curated record